Chara braunii is the source of this 2702-nucleotide messenger RNA. NCBI's taxonomy places the organism in Eukaryota, Viridiplantae, Streptophyta, Charophyceae, Charales, Characeae. The record is from the annotation of a GenBank genome assembly.
GGUUGACAGUUUUUUAGAUCAGUGAGUUGACGCAAAUUUUAGCAACGUGUUGAGGACGAACUUUCCUCCACUGUGUUGUUUUAUUGGGCAAUAACUUGCUGAGGAUUGGGGUUGGUUGACCUCAACGAUUCCCUGUUUACCGAACACAGUCAUGUCUUCCGGAAUAAAUGAAGCUAUGGGCCACUCACGGAAUGACCUAUGUGACAUGGUUAGGCACUGCUUCCUAUCCGGGGAAGAGGACGCCGACAUGGCGGCACACUACAUUACUACCACACGUGAUGAGUCUACGAGCACUGUGGUCAUUGAUUUGGACACGUCAGCAGCGGACAUUACAAUAGAUUAUUUGCGAAGGCAUGGUGUUCUGGUAGUGUUCCAAGGACCGGGAGCGGAUGCCUCAUUCGCCGCGAAAGAAUAUUGGUUGAGAACAAUGGAAAAUGCGUGGGACCCGGUGAUGGUGGGUGAUCACAGGGGGCGAGUACGACCGGAAGGGGCCAAUAUGAUAUCAUAUCUGGCGGUUAAUCAUGUACUGCGGGAUUGGCUGGUGGAGACACUCAAAAAAGAGGAGCAUGCGAUGGUGGAUGGGAAACCAUGUGCGGUGCUGUAUCGCCCAUGGGCAACCCAGGUUGAGCAGGAAAAAGCUAAAGAAGAGCUGCAAGCUCAGAGAUUUUGGAUAAGAGUUGUUAGGGUCCCGUAUGUGGUUAUGCCAUUCCUUAAAGCGGCGGUGAUCAAAGAAUUUGGAGAGGUGAUUAAAGAUUACCCUCCGAAGAGGAACAAGGCGGCGCCUAGAUUAAUGAAUAGACGGUAUGAUCUCCAUCCAAGAUCUAAAGCGCGGGUCAAGAAGAAUCUCAAGGUGCGUUCCCCCCACGGUCUGCACAACGUUGAAGUCGUCACUCAGGAAACCCCAUGGUGUCGAAACUGUCGAUGGUAUGGACACGAUACUGGUGACAAACGUUGUCCUAAUAGGCAGGGCCCGGUGGAAGACUUGGCAACAGCUCGUCCCUCUUCGUCGGCGAAGUCUGGGUCUGGUCUUCCUCCUGUCCCCCCACUGAACUCACCCCAAGGUGGGAUUUCACUGCCUGGACCCUCAUCGACCCAUCUUAAAUCUGGGGUUCCCACCUCGACUGCCCAUGCAAUUGGAGGACAUCCUCCUCCUACUGGGGGAGGUGGGGCUCCACUGCCUGGACCCUCAACGGCCCAUUUWAAAAAUGGGGUUCCCACCCCGGCUGCCCAUGUAAUUGGAGGACAUCCUCCUUCUGCUGGGGGACUUUGCCGUGGGAGCAGCUUGGCUGCCCACGCAAUUGGAGGACAUCCUCCUCCCACUGGGGGACUGGGCCAUGGGARCAGCUUGACACCGGUGCAGACUGUCCAAGGGCAGUUACAAAAGCCGGGAUUGACAGAAGGGACACAAUCUGGGAAAGACGAUUAUAACAACGCUGGGAAGCCACAGGCACCGAUGGGAACCACAGAGGGGACUGGACAAGCGUUGAUGGAUGACGGACAAGGGACUGGACCCCCGACAGUUGCGACAGAGCUAAGAGAUUGUCCCGCUACGUCCGGAGGAGGAGGACUGACGGUAUUGGGUGAAGAGGAUAUGCCAACACAGAAAGUAGGCGAGCAGACGGCAAGUGCAGGGGGACACAGGGGCCAGAAAUUGCAUAAAACAUAUCCGGGUGAAGAAGAGUCAAUGAUUCCUCAGAAGGGAUCCUCGCAAACCGUUCGACGGAAGAUCUUGGCAGGCGGGCCGAAGCAAAUGAUGCACAAACCAUAUUCCAAACCUGGCCAUGAAGAUCAUGCAGGAGCCAGCAAGAACAAGGUAGCUUGGGCAGACAUUCGAGAUGAAGAACAGGAAGUUGAAGAUGGUAUGUGUACAGAACAGCGUUCAGAAUACCAACAAUACCAGACUCAGGAGACCUCAGAGCACUUACAUCACAUGGUACAAGAACCUGAAAUGGACCAACCUCGGCUGUCUGAAGAACAAGAUCAGCAACAAGAAAUUCGACAGACAAGAGCUCAGGUCUUUCCGGGUUCAAUUCUGGACGCAAUGGCAGGGGGGAAACCUUGUGUGGUUAUUCCCCUGAUUUUUCUGGCAAUAGAUGGGGAACUGAAUAUGAUGACAGCCAUAUCUGAUCAAGGGGAACUGGCCAUACCCCAUUGUGAGCUGCAUGGGGACCCGAUGUCGGGAAUCAUCUUCAGAGAGCUGGCCAAAUGGCUCACUCCAGCGUAUAAACUCAGGGCCUACCCUGAAAUGGAAUGGAUAAGAUUGGCUCCGACCAAUGAUCAAGGAAGGACUAACAUCCUCUACUUCCCGAUCAUUGAUGCGGUGGUCAACCCAGCUGCGAGGACAGUGGCUCCAUUGAAAGGGUUGCGAUGGAUACCGCUGACAUUGCUGAAGAACCCGAUAGGCCAGACUGYGACGGAAACUAAAAUCUACGACUGCUGGAAUGCAGGGCUUCUUAAACAAGUGGAUGCCUGCUCUCCAUGGCAUAAGAGUAUCUUUUCCAAUAAUUUCCUUAUGCUCAAGUGUCGCGAUUGGAAUGAUUGAGAAUGAUGGACAAACUGCGCAUUAUCUCAUGGAACAUCCGUGGGCUGGGAUCGAGGAGGGUAGCAGUUAAAAGAUCGCUAAUUAAAACACUGGCAAAGAAUAAAGGAAUCCAGAUUAUACUGCUGCAGGAGACAAAACUUAAUGAAGAAGCUAUAUCGGA